Molecule: messenger RNA, 2832 nt
Organism: Stylophora pistillata
Lineage: Eukaryota; Metazoa; Cnidaria; Anthozoa; Scleractinia; Pocilloporidae
Biological process (GO): recombinational repair
Source: RefSeq, a predicted model, not a curated record
CAUUUGAGCAGCCUCAAGGGGAUUCUAAGUGAACGUCUCUGAACCGGAGACAACGACUAAGAAGAAAUGCAUGCAGUUCAAGUGCACUUUAACCGAAACCGAGUUCUAAGCCGGACCGUAAUCAAGAAAAUCGGUCGAAAAACUGAUUUUCACAACGGCAAGAGAAGAUGAAGUUAGAAACCAAUUUUAAAAGGGAUGAAUGCAGAAAUACACAUUGUACAUGGUGCUGCGACAACAGAGAGAGUUCUAAUGUCGUCUUUGUUUUCCAUCGGUGACGACGAGCUGGACCUUGAUGAUGAGGAUUGUUUGUUAGCAGUGUGUGAGGGAGGUAGCACUGUGGGCUCCAUCACACAUAAUUCUAAGAAAAAUGCGAAUGCAAAUUCGAACCAAAACCAGCCCAUAACAAAAGAACUCUUGAGGACAAGAGAAGUGGAGAAAUUCAACAAUUUCUACUCAAGGAGGCCAUUUGAAUCACUUAGUAACAGAGACAGUUUUGAUAGAGUUGUUGAGAAGAACAUACAUGUAACUUCCAGACAACAAUUACGCAGUGGUGCAUCUUUUGCAAACUCAAUAGACUGUUCGACAAAUAGCUCAGAUGUAUUGGGUAAUGGAUAUACUGAACCCUUAGCAAAGAGAUUUGCGGCAGAUCAUAUAUCAGCAUCUGAAUCUCCAUUUGAAAGUAGAACCAGCUCGUUACAUUCAGGUGAUGCACCAACAGCCCAGAGCAUGUGCAGUUCCACUACCUUCCUAAGGCAUGCAACAGUGGGAGAUUUUAGAAAUUUUGCACAGCAAAACUUUGGAUCUAAUUCAGCGUCACUUGAAUCUAAUAGCAGAAUGGAUCUAUCACACAAUGGCUCUUCCAAGUACAAUCUUUCCUCAAGCUUCUCUUCCAAGAAAGGAGUUUCUGAAUACAACCAUGGUUUUUUGAACAGUAAUAGACAAGUCUCUGCAAAUGCUAAGAAUUAUGCUACCGAUACUUCUGCUUUACAGCAGAGAUGGAUGCCAAGAAGCUCGCCUGUAAUGAAUAAUCAAUCAAAGGAUUUUCCCAAGCAAGUUAACAGAACAAGCUCACCAUUAUCCAGCCAGUCCGUAAGGAGCUCAUCCUUCAGACUCAACAAAGACAUGAUGGGGAGUAAAGCCCCCGAAACUCCUCUCAUGCGGAGUAAUUUAGAAGUUCCUGGUUUAAGUACACCACACACACACCAAACUAUUACACCAGAUGCAGGCAAGAUCUCUGCAAGAACUCCAUUUAGUGGCAAAACCCCAAAGGCAAGGAAAUUUCCAGGACCAGCUGGGCUUCUGCCAAAACUGAGUCCUGGUCAAAACCUGGACAAUUCAUCUGUUGCCUCACCACUUCCUUCCUUGAGAAAAAAAAAAUCUCCAAUUGAAAACAAAGUGCAAGCUUCUCAGCCAAAUUCUUUUGAAGACGAAGAUUUUAAUCAUGAUCCAUGGACUUUCAUGCACCAGGAAUUUGUUAAAAAUGUUCCAAUGGCAAUGAGAUACACUAUCAUCCAGGUUUAUAGCGAGGCAAUUCAACAAAGACUUCGUCAUGGUAAAGUGCCCUGCCUCUGUGCUCUGGUCAAAGCCUUUUCAUUGACAGAAGCAGAUGCUAGUGUUUUGCUCAGAGAUCCUACAGGUGAGAUUCAUGGCACUCUUCAUCGAAAAGUUCUUGAAAAUUACCAGACUGAACUGGCACCUGGUGCAGGCCUAAUACUCAAACAUGUGUCUGUUUUCAGUCCUGCCCCAAGGAAGCAUUACCUCAACAUCACCCCAGGCAAUAUUUUACAGAUCUAUCCACCCGACCCACAGUACAUCAUCAGUAACAGCCAGGCUCUGGCCUCUCAGUGCACACAGAAAGAGAACAAACAAGAUCAACAAAGGAUUUCUAUAGAAGACGAGGAUAUCAGUGAAAAAGCAGAAUGCGGUACUAGUGAACUAGUGAAUAACUCGGAAGAAAAGACGACCGAAACUACAGAACACGAGUGGAUUCAGCACGAUGGCUUUGAUGAUCUUUUGGAAGGCCUUGACGAUGACGAAGACUUCCUUGACGAGGCUUUGCUCUUGUAGAAGUAGCACCUGACCUUGUGCAGAGGUACAGCUGUAUCUUAUAGAAUAUGUUUUCUGUCUUUGUCACGAGCUGUAUCUUGUUUCCUUGUAAAAUGGAAGGUUGGAGAUUGUCGCAAAAAGCCGACAAGAUUACCAGUGUCGUAAGUUUUUAAAUGUAUAAGAAUAACAGCAAGUUAAGAAAUUGGAACCCGUUUAACCCUGACUCGGCAUGUUAAAUGGUGUUGGAGGAUAUGGUUUGGUUUGUAAGUGAAUGUGAUCGAUUGUGAGCCAGAAAUAUCUCUAAGAGCAUAAUGUAUACCAAUUUGGUGUAAAGAUCACGCGAACAUAGUUGGCCAGCGGUUCACUCUAGUCAAAUUGUCAAGAAACAGUCACGUGUUCUCCUUACGUCUUUACUCGACGUGCUCAAAGUUAUGCUUUCCCGUUCGGUUUUUUCUUCGAACAAUUCCGACAGCGUCAUCGCCAUUUAUUCGUGUACGAUUGUGAAACAUGUUCUGCACGUUAGAGGGAGAUUUCAGCGAGGAACGGAGAAUUGUAAACCGUGAAACUUCAGCUUACGGCCAGAGCAGUGUCGUACGAGACAAACAAGAAUGGUAUUUAAUACAGAUAUCCAGAAAGAUGCAUAAGAAACAAGAAAUUUAAAGUGGAAAGCACAUCUCGACCUGACAUUUGAAAAUGUUUAUGAUAUAAGGACUUAACUGGAAGUCGACCCUGUAUUCUUUGUAGUGCUGAAAUUUAACCUUUGUGAAUAAAGGAAGAUAAAGGAAA